GCCGGACACAACUAUUUMUAKAAAAUUAYGUGCCGRUCAGAUACAWGCUGCGGUAGGAUUCCAUUAGGGGAUUCUAGUGUAGACACUAUCUGUCUAACUAAUGAGUGGGUCAGACCCUGUUGAUGAUAGAGCUGACGAAAGGAGACUAACACGUGCACGGGCACUAAGGGUACCGCACGUGUUCGAGGCCUUACAACCGGGAGAUGAAGCACGGUUUCGGGCCGAACGUAGAACCCGUGCUUUAGCAGUAGGACUACAGGAAGCAAACAGAGCAGCAAGAGAGCAGGCAACAGCAGCCAGAGCAGCUGCGAUGGCUAACGGCGCAAGCUCUGCUGCGUCAUCAUUUGCGUCCUCGUCAGGGACUAAUGGGAGCCAGUUGGGAAUGCCAACGAGUUCGACAAGUUCCUCGGGCAGUUCCGGUUCCACAGGUUCUAGACAGUCUUCUAGUCAAAUGGCGGGCAUGCAGUUUAGCCCAUUGACCCCGCGUGAGAGGGAGCUCAGAGAGAUCCAGCAGGUCGAGAGGUUUCACCGUAAGUUAGAGCAGGACCUGAAAGAUGCUACCAAUAGAGAAAAUGCGAUGAAAACUAGAGCAGCCAGGCUUGAAACUCUAGAGGCUGACAAGGCUGAAUUAGAGGGCUUGGAUGAGUCAGCAUUGACUGACCCGCUGAAAGUAUUGAAGAAGAAUAUGCUGUCAUUGCACGCACACGUGGACAGCAAAUUAGACUUCAUGCAGAGCACUCUAGACCAGAUCUUGGAUGCUUUGACAAGGCCAGGAUUCCGGCCACCAGCACAAUUGUCGUUGCCGUUAUCGGCGAUGUCACGCCCCUUUCCGGUUCAAGCUGGCACACAGCCAAGUGGCACAUCUGCAGCAGCUGCACAGACUGUUGCAUCUUCUUCUUCAGGUCUAGCGGUGCUUGCUACACCACCACAACAGGCUAGUCCUCAACAAGGACAACCGCAAGGUCAAUGGUACCCUAAGACCCCAAUGAAACCACCUCUUGCCUUCUCAGGCGAGAGAAAGGACGAGGAACUCAACACAUGGUUGAGAACAGUCCCGGUUUGGGUGAAGGCAAAGAGGACCUUGCCUGAGGACGAAGUGGUUACUGCUGCAUCCUACCUCGAGGGUAAGGCAGCCAAAUGGUUAGAUGGUGUAGUUAUAAAGGCCGGGUAUGGGAGACGCAUGACGGACUGGGCUAAGUCUCUGACGUUAGACCAGUUUAUGGAAAUGGUAGAAGCUCGAUUGCAUAACCCACAGGAGGCACGAAGGGCCACUGAUGGCAUCGAAAGUUCAAACCGUGUGCAGCAGCUCUUAAGGGAGACUGAGGGAUAUCUCCAGAAGUUGGGAUUGAAGCUGAGGCAGCAGAAAAGAGUUGCUCUGCAGAAGGCUAUGGGUGAUGAUGGAGGCACUCAUCCUUCUCUGGAAAGCAUGGAUGAUUCAUGGCUGGACGAGGGUAUUGGAGAAACCACAGUUAAUUACUUGCAAAGCAAUGAGAAGUACUAUAUGCUUGCCCACAGUGUGAAGGAAGUUGUCGACCGGCAGCCGAAACUGCUGGUUGGAGGGACGCUACGUGAGUAUCAGAUGAAUGGACUGCGCUGGAUGGUGUCGCUGUACAAUAAUGGACUGAAUGGAAUUCUAGCAGAUGAAAUGGGACUCGGCAAGACUGUCCAGGUCAUCGGGUUGAUCUGUCACCUUAUCGACAAGAAGAAUGAGCGAGGACCUUACCUUAUUGUCGUCCCAUCCUCUGUGAUGCCCAAUUGGAUAUCAGAGCUCUCGCGGUGGGCACCAUCUAUCAUAAAGGUGGCAUAUGCAGGAAACCCUGACGAGAGAAAGCGCAUCUUCAGGGAGGAAGUCGCCGGCAGAAACUUCCAUGCAUUGAUAACUACGUAUGAAUACAUGAUGAACCGCCAUGAUCGACCUAAACUGUGCAAGAUCAAUUGGCAUUACAUCAUCAUCGAUGAGGGCCAUCGCAUCAAGAAUGCAGCUUGCAAACUCAAUGCAGACCUCAAACAGUACCAGAGCAAUCAUCGUCUUCUGCUGACGGGCACGCCAAUCCAGAAUAAUCUGGAUGAAUUGUGGACUCUUCUGAACUUCUUGCUGCCGACGAUCUUCAACUCUUCGGAAGAUUUUGCGCAGUGGUUCAACAAACCUUUUGAGAGCUCUGGUGUGACAAAUGGCGAGGACUCUCAGACGCUUCUACUAAAUGAGGAAGAGAACUUGCUCAUUAUUAAUCGCUUGCAUCAAGUCCUCCGGCCAUUCAUGCUUCGUCGGCUAAAGGAGAAGGUUGAGAAUGAACUACCAGAGAAGAUUGAGCGGCUCUUGCGGUGUAAAGCUUCAUCGUAUCAGCGGGUUUUGUUGAACAGGGUGAAGGAGCAGCUUGGAGCCCUUGGAGCAGCAAAGCCUCGUUCAGUGCAGAACACAGUCAUGGAGCUGAGGAAUAUCUGUAAUCAUCCAUAUCUAAGUCGACUGCAUGCUGAGGAGGUAGAUGGCGCGCUUCCAGAUCAUUACUUGCCACCUCUAGUCCGACUUUGUGGGAAAAUUGAACUUCUCGAUCGGAUUCUUCCGAAGCUGAAGGCGACAGGUCAUCGGGUGCUUUUUUUCUGUACGAUGACAAGGUUGCUCAAUCUGAUGGAGGACUAUUUGGAUUGGAGAGGAUAUUCUUAUUUGCGCUUAGAUGGCGGCACGCAGGGCCAAGACCGAGGUGGUCUGAUUGAAGAGUUCAAUUCACCUGAGUCCAAGGCAUUCAUUUUUCUUCUGAGUAUCCGUGCAGGUGGGAUUGGCAUCAACCUGCAGGCUGCUGACACGGUCAUCAUAUAUGAUACGGACUGGAAUCCACAGGUUGACCUCCAGGCUCAAGCAAGGGCACAUAGAAUUGGCCAGAAGCAUGAUGUAUUGGUUUUGCGGCUUGAGACGGCAAACACCGUUGAGGAGAAAGUGAGGGCAGCUGCAGAGUAUAAGCUUGGAGUUGCAAAUCAAAGUAUCACUGCUGGUUUCUUCGAUGAUCACACAAGCGCGGAGGACCGGCGAGAGUACCUGGAGUCCUUGCUAAGGGAGGCUAACACAGAGAGAGAAGAGAAGGCUCUCGUGCUCGACGACAAGGCGCUCAACCAUUUGUUGGCUCGGAGCCCGGAGGAGCUGGACGUGUUUGAGACGGAGGACUUGAAGCGGGAAAAGCAGGAAAAGUGUGAUAUUACUGAAGGCAAGAGUACGGACGAAUUGCCAGUACCUCCUGGUCGACUCCUGGGUGACAAAGAACUAGACCGCAUUAUUUCUAGAAUCCAGCCGCAAGGGGACAGGAUGAACAUGGGCGAUGGGGAAAACGAUGGGAUGAAGGGAGAGGAGGCAUUCGGACGAGGAAAGCGUGCAAGAGAAGCGAAGACGUACAAGGACGUGAUGACAGACAAGGAGUUUGAUGAGUUAUGCUGUCAGGAGGAGUCAUCGCUUCCGGCAUUUAAGCGGAGAAAGAUAGGAAGGGGAGCUGCAGCGAAAGGGGUUGUAGAAAAUGCUGCGCAGGAGGGAGGAGGAGGGGUGGACGAGGAGGAAGAGGAAGAUGACGAUGAUGAGGACGAGGAGGACUAUGAGGAGGAAGAGGAUGACGGAGAAGAUGAUGAAGAGGAAGAGGGAAGACGGAGGCACACGGAAGAUAGGCAUCGAAAUGGCAGCGAGAAGAAACAGGACUGCAGGCGAAGCGAUGCAGGUAGAGAGGAGCGGAAGAGAGCUGGCUGUGUAAAGGACACGGAAGACCAGGAUGUUGUGGGUAACGCUUGCAUGGAACAAGAUGAUGAACUCAGCGCCGAUGUCUGUGGUGGCGCUGGAAGCACUGCAGGAAGUGCUGAUAAUACAUCAAAACGCAGCCUGGGGAAGGCGGUAGACGAGGUGGCCAAGCCACCUCGUAAGAGGAGGAAGGACGACCCGGUGUAUUCUGGGAAAGGAUUCAGGGAGGCCAUGAUGAUGUCACUCAAGGAUGUGGGCUCUCUGAAGGCUGGAAAUGUGAACGUUGUGGACACGACUGGAACAAUGGCCGCAGCUCUCUCAGGUGCUCCUGCAGGCCCAGAGCAGAAGAAGGAAAGUGGAAAUCAGGUUUUGGUUAUGAUAAAGAGAGGGAGAGGAAGGCCAAGGAAGGACCAAAAGCCGUCGUCAUCAUCAAGUGUUAUCAUCCUGAGCCCCGAGCAAGCCGAGAAGACGCGAAUUGGAUGUUCAUCAGCCAGAAGGGCCAAAACUGCCCGGGCGCAGGGGGAUAAUCCAGCACCUGUGCGGAAGCGUAGGCUGAAGAAGGCUGCCGCUGCCAUUGCAGGUGAAGCGUCAGCGCCUGACAAGCCUGCUCAGGGUGCAGCAGCUUCAUCAGUUCAACCAAUUGUUCUGGAAGAAGAAGAAGGUGCCAUAGCUGGUGGUGGAGGUGGAACUUGCACGGGGGUCCAAACGAGUGCUGCUGGCGAUGUCUGCACCGGGAAUGUUGCUAGUGCCUCUGUUGAGGCUGCCCCAGGGUCUGCAACUGGGGCUGGUGCCACUACGGAGGCUGGCACGGAGGCUCGCCCGAACGUACCUAGCAGUGCUUCUGGUGCUGUAGCUGCAGGGUCUGCAACAUGUGCCAGUGCCACUACCAAGGCCGGCACCGUGCCUGACCCGAACGUAUCAAGGAGCACUGCUGGUUCUGCACCUGGCAGCAGUGCCGCUGGCCAAACAGCUGGCAAUGGCCCUGUUUCCGGUGCUGGCACUUGUGCGGGUAUGGUUGGCAACUUGGGUGCUGCCACUGCAGCCGGUAGGGCUGCGGUUAGCACGAGGGAUGCAAAUGGCAUGGCCUCUGGCACUUCCGGUGGCAGUGGUCCUGGCAAUGUGUCUGGUCCUGGUGCUGCGGUUAUCGCUGCCAUUGGUGGCACUGGUCUGGAGACAUCUGCUGUCACUGGCAAAGUGGUGGGUGUGAGUACUGGUGCUUUGGCCAGCUCCAGGACUGGUGCCGUUUCUGCCUCAAGUGUUCCAUCUAUGGCUUCCACUAGUAUCGGCGUGGUGGCGAGCACUUCUAGUCCUGGUGCUGUGGCUGGUGGCAACAUCACGGCUGGGACUGGUGCUGUUGUCCUGCCUGGCACCAGCUGUGCGACCAUGGCUGGCAGCGGGUUGGGCACCAUUGCUGGCCCCACUGCCAGUAGUUCAGCUCCGCUGGCGAGCGCAGGUCCUGCAAAUGUUGCUCUUUCCACUGUCGCUUGCACUGUUACUUAUUCAGCAGGCACUGGCGCGAGCACCAUGGCUGGGGCAGUAGCUGUUCCCGCCGCUGAAACUGUGGCUGCUGGUGGAUGCACACCUGCGAAUGGGACUAAAACUGGGGCUGGCAUUCUGGGCCCCACUGGUCAUGGUGGUGGGAAUGGCGAUGCGCUUGUUGGCAGUGCAGGUGGUGCCACUGCUGUGGUUGCGGGAGGAUGUGCGAGUGGGAAGAGUGUCGCAGGAUGUGGAACAGGAGCCCAAAGCAGCGACCCGGAUUAUGAUCUGAAGCUAUUGAAGGAUCAGCAGAACCUUGAUGCCCUCAGGACUGCUGUUCUUGAGCAGAAGGUGCACGAAAUGUGGGAGGGGGGGGGUAUGUUGACGGCCACGGCAAAUAUUGGGUCUUUUCCCUCCAAUAUACCUGUUCAGAGCUCAAAGGAUGGAAAGAACACCAGUCGUGCAGUCGGUGUGAAACAGUCGUCAGCGACCGGCUCAACUGCAAAGUCACCAAAAGAUAACAGCGCAAAGGUGAAGGGGUCGAAAGAAGUUACACUGCAUGUGCCGUCACCGUCACCAGCCACGGGGGCAACAAAGAGUGUCCCAGUCAGUGCAGGUGGUGCCAAUGGGGGGAAAAUAGCACCCAAUGGUGCAGAUGGGCGCAGAGUUGGACCAGAGGGGAGCCCCGCUGGGACACCCAUAACCCGCUCUGCUGCUAACAAGGUGGAAACAGGUGCACCUUCUGGAGGGGCCUCUGUGGUUGGUAGCCCAGCUUGGGCAGUCAAAAUCUUGGCAGAGACGAUCGAAGAUGCAAUGGGUGUUGCCUCGUCAGCAUCCAGAUCUUCUUCCAUGGGUCACUUUUUGACAGCUGGUGCGGUAGCAGCCUCAGCAUCAGUACCUUCUCUGGCAGGUGCUCUGACAGCAAGGGCAGGCGGAUCUGUCACGACUGCCACACAUGCCAUGGCUGGCACCCCUCUAUCCAGUAGCGGGGCUCAUGUGUCCGGCCUGCCAUCUGUUGCAGUGUCUAGCAUGCCAGUUUCAAGUGUCAGUCCUGCAGGAGCUUUUGUUAUGCCAGGAGCCGCCGCUCAAAGUCCAAAUACUACAGCAGCAACAGCAGUAGCUGGUCAGAGUCAAAAUACGCCAGCAUCGACAGGAGGCCCGGGUUCUGCAACUGGCCAGGCCCCGAGGAGGAGAGGAGGAGGCCGUGGCACGGGUAGGGGGAAAACAGGAGAGCCAGCUGCUCCAAGAGGGAGAAAGAGGGGGCGUGAGGAGGCGAUUGAGGUAGCAACGCCCGAUACUAACAAUCCUGGAUCGGAACCAUCACAGCAAGUGACAAACACGGAAGCAACCGCAAAGAAGCAGCGUCGGAGAAGAGCUGCUCCGGCUGACGGUAGUCAACCACCAGCAGGAAGUUCUCCCGCGGGCACGGGCACGGGCAGGGGCAGUGGAGGAGGCAGGGGUUCUGGCCGCGGGAGAAGGGGAAGGGGUGGUGGGCCUGCUGCCGGAGCUCUGCCCGACAAUGCCACCCCCCCUCAAUUGGGAGCACCAAAUCCAAGCACAGUCCCAAGUUCUCAUAUUCAAGCACAGCCUCAAGCCAUUGGUCCGGUGGGGACCACCGCCACCCAAGUUCAAGUUGCCAUCCCUGCUAUGCCACCAAGUUGCCCAACUGGGAUUGUUUCCAGUGCUCCUGAAAGAACCAUGAAUCUUGGUUUAUCAAACAAACCAGGUAGCCAGAGUCCCGACCUGGCCACACUUCACGGAGGAGGGAGUACUUUCGCGAACACUUCUGGCAAUGACAAUAAGAAAGGAGGCUCUCUGCAAGCGCCAGGUCCCGCAAAUGUUACGACCGCAAAAACUGAACAAACAGAGGCAUCAAGUAAACAGCAAGGCGGUGAGGGUUCGGGAGGCGCGAGCGACAACAAUGUUGUAGAUGGAAAUAAGCAAGGGACGCUGAAGGAAGAGAGAAGCAAAGACGAGGCGGGCAAGGCGGCUGCCAUCGCCAGGGKUUGCGAUGGCGUGAAUGGAGACACAUCAGCAAGGAGUAUGGAGGCGCUGAGUAGGGAUCAUGCUCCCGAAGUGGGUGGUUUUGAGCUGGCAAUGGCUUCCGGAGUUGUGUCAGGAGAGAGAAGCACUGCAAUUCCAUGUCCAGCCGAUCCGCCCCAAGCUUCGUCUUCUGGUGCAAAAGAGAAGGCAACAGGGGAAGGAAAGGAUUCCGCCGGAGUGCGGGGAAGCAUUUGCACAGCGCACAAGGGUACAGGAGGAGGUGCAAGCGUAUCGGCCCAUUCAGACAUGGUUGAGAAGAGCUGUUCCCUUCCUGCUGGUACUUGUGGUCCUGACAAUGUUAGUGCCACAAAAACUGAACAAACGGAGGCAUCGAGUAAACAGCAAGGCGGUGAGGGUUCAGGAGGCGCGAGCGACACCAAUGCUGUAGAUGGAACUAAGCAAGGGACGCUGAAGGAAGAGAGAGGCAAAGACAAGGCGCACGAGGUGGUUUCCAUCACCAGGGUUUGUGAUGGUGUUAAUGGAGAUGCAUCGGCAAGGAGUACGGAGCUGCUGGGUAGGGAUCAUGCUCCAAAAGUGGGUGGUUCUCAGGCGCCAAUGGUUUCAGGAACUGUGUCUGGAGAGAGAAGCACUACGAUGCCAUGUCCAGCGGAUCCGCCUCAAGAUUCUUCUGAUGCAAAAGAGAAGGCAACAAAUGAAGGGAAGGAUUCUGCAGGGGUGCAGGGUAACAUUUGCUCAGCAGACGAGGGCGCAGGGGGAGGUGCAAGUGUAUCGGGAGCUUUAAACAUGAUUGAGAAGAGCAGUUCCGUUCGCGCAGGUACUUCUGCAGGCACUGCGAGUGUCUUGAGUCACGGAAAUGAGGCAAGUUGCGUGGACCGCCAAGUGGGCUGCCAUUCCAAGAGGCAAGUUGCGUGGACUGUUUUGGCACCUUCUCUGCCAGCUGCCAUUCCAGGUGGGUCUGGCAGUGUGGUGGGUGCAACUCCAAGCCCACAGGCGUUGGUGGAGAACUCCACGGCCCCAGGGGUUGGGAACCGGGAUCAAGGCACGGCAGCGACGGGUCUGUCGACUCGGACGAAUGUGAAGGUGGCAAAGCCGCCUGCAUUGCAGGUGAGGCCUAAACCUCCGUCUUCUGGCAACAAGACCGAACGCACCUCAUCAGCUACAACAGCUCCUUCUGCCCCCCCCCCGUCAGAACCAGCGUUGCAGAUCUCUUCAGAUGUGUCUAAAGGGCAUGUCGUGAUCGCACUAGGCAAUCAGAUUUCCCCCAUCAAUAUGUCUCCUCCUCCUCCUCCUCAGAGACCGAUAGCACCAAGAGCUUCGCCAAGGACGCGCGCACAACAGACAGAUAAGAAGCCUAAUCCGACGCCAGCGCCCGCUCGCAGAGGUUCUCAAGCCAGGGCAAAACGCCCCUUGGAUUCACAGUCAGGGUCUCAGGCUUCAUCCCCACCGUCUCGGCAGCAGCAAACACCUCAAAAGGAUGUCAAACGGCCAUGCCUAGCGCAGACUGGACAAGACAUGCUGCCUCCACCACCACAGGCUCCGCAGGCAACCCAGGUCCCGACAACGGAGGACCGAAAGGGGUCUCAUCCCGAUCCCCCCUCUAGUGUCAAUCAGCUGGCAACAGAACAGCUCCAGGGAGAAGCAGUACAGCCGCAGCAGGUUCAGAAACAGCAACCCAAAGCGAACAGCAUUCUCGGCCAUCAGCAGCAAUCAGAAGCGCACAAGCAGUCGGAAGUUGAGCAGCAGCAGCAAUCUCAGCUCCCCGCUGUGAAGGACCAACCGCCAGCACAGAAGCCCACUGCAAAGCAAGAACAGUCAGCGCAGAAGUCCACUGCAAAGCAAGAACAGUCCACACCUCCCAAGCAGUCACCGCAGCUUCAGGCACAGGGGAUGCCAGCAAAGCCCCAGCAGCAGCCACAGCCUCCGUUGUCAUCACAGAAGGCUCAGCUGCCGUUAGCUGAAGAAAAAUGCGCGUCACAAUGUCAGUCUCCAAGGAAGGCACAGCCGCAUCAGCAGCCAGCAACAAAGGUGCAAGGCCAGCCAUCAUCUGCGCAAACCUCGCAGCAGACAUCGUCCCAGCAAUCCUCACAGCAAACGUCGCAGAAGCAGCAGGUGCAACCUUCGCCUCAGCAGCAGCGAACGCAGCAAUCGGCACAGAAGCCACAGUCGCAGCCGACACAGCAAAAGGCCCAGACCCAGCAGCAGGGACAGCAGUCAUCACAGAAGCCGCAGGGGCAGGCACCAUCGCAGAAGCAGCAGGCCCAAACAUCGUUGUUACAAAAACAGCAGCAGCAGCCUUUACAAAAACUGCAGGCUCAGCAGCCACCACAGAAGGUGCCAGGGUCGCAGCAGCCAUCGCAGAAGACACAAGGACAACAAUUGUCGCAGGGGCAGCAGCAGCAGCAGCAGCAGUCACAUAGAACGCAGGCAAACCAAGCUCAGGGCCUUCAGUCACCCCCUAAGUCACAACCCGGGUCAUCCCAGCCAGCACCACAGAAACAGCAGCAGCCAUCAGGAAGGGCACAGACCUCACGAGUGCCUCAGCAGCAGCAAUCACCAUCCCGAGCCCGGCAAAAACAGCAAGCACAAGUAUUGUCCCCUAAGAAACAGCAAGCACAGCAGUCAUCGGCUGGAAAACCUGAGGCCGAGCAGAAUUCUGUACAGAAACAGUUGCAACCGCAGGAGGCGCUCAAGUCGCCAGACAAGAAGGGCUCCACAACUGCAGACGCAUCACCGUUGUGUAAACAGCAGCAGUCUCGCCUGGCGGCUUCGCAGAGGCAAGCAAGCCCAAAAGAGCCGAAGCUGCCGAAGCAGCAGCAGGCCGCUAGGAAGCAGCAGCAAAGUCAAGCGCCUCGCGCAAAACCGCAGCAGCGCCAGCAGCAGCGGGCUUCCGGGAACCAGCAAUCGCCUGACCCUCGCACGGAAAUCCGGCACGACGAGCAGCAGAAGCAGCAGCAGGUUGCUGAAAACCUGCAGUCACCUGGUGAUGGGCAGCCAAGGGAUCAAAUGCAGCAGCAGCCUGUGCCUAACAACCCACUGGCAGGAGGAUUGCAAGGAAAGCAACUGCAGCCGCGGUCAGGAGCUUGCACCUUGCUGGCAUCGGGUUCUCCGACAGAUGCAAAGGCUGACCAAGCAAAAGAGGAGGAAGCGAAGGAAGCACGAGGUGGAGAGGUCAAAUCGGCGGAACAGCCCGUCGAAGAGGGUCCUGGGGAAAGCGAUGUGGCACAGCAGGGACUCUUGCAGCAAAUGACGUCGUCGGCGCCUGAACGCGCUCAUGUUUCUGAGAAGGAAUCGCAGUCGCAAACAACGCUGGUGCGGCAGCCGAUGCAACUGUCGAACUCUGCAGAGGAAUCGAGGAUCAGCUCUCGACAGGAGGAGUCUCAAGAGCAAGCAUUGCAAAUGGAACCGGAGAAGACGAACGGCCAGGAUCUGGUGCAGGUCGGGGAAGGAGGGAAGGAAGCAGAGAAGACGAAAGGCCAGGAUCUAGUCCUGUCUCAGCAGAUCCAGAAAGCCAUGGACGUUGGAAAGGAACGAGAGCAACUGCGACAGGAGCAGCAGGAGUUGGAAGAAGGGAGUGCAGCUUUUGCAGGUGUUGACCCUGCAAGAGAGUCGACUCCUAAUGGCGAUGUGCCGCCGUCGGGGCAGAAAGUGUCCACCGCAGCAGUGAUUGAUUCAGCUACAGGCGCAGAAAGUAUCAGACCAGCAAGCAAAGACAAUUGUAAGGGAUCCCUACCGGCCCCAGCUCCGCUCGAUGAAAGUGCAGCAGCCAAAGGAGGCGGCACAGGACACGAAGGGCCCUCCACAGAUGCCGCAGGCAGAGAGGACACGUCAAAGACGCCAUCUGCGAGCGCACGUCCUGACUCUGCCGGAUGAAAGGACGCUACCAUCCCAUGAUUUAGUUAUGAGGGUGCAGGUCAGAUAAGGUCAUAUUAUGUACAUGCAGAGAAGCAGGAAUCUGGCCCAAAUC
Molecule: messenger RNA, 11156 nt
Organism: Chara braunii
Lineage: Eukaryota; Viridiplantae; Streptophyta; Charophyceae; Charales; Characeae
Source: the annotation of a GenBank genome assembly